Molecule: messenger RNA, 5148 nt
Organism: Equus quagga
Lineage: Eukaryota; Metazoa; Chordata; Mammalia; Perissodactyla; Equidae
Gene: ELP1
Product: elongator acetyltransferase complex subunit 1
Exons: 37
Coding region: 257-4255 (1332 amino acids)
Biological process (GO): tRNA wobble base 5-methoxycarbonylmethyl-2-thiouridinylation
Cellular component (GO): elongator holoenzyme complex; cytosol
Molecular function (GO): protein binding; tRNA binding
Source: RefSeq, a predicted model, not a curated record
GCGCGUGUGAGGCGUAGCUCGCUAGCGUGUCAGCCUUUUGCCCGUCGGCCCCCUGCCCCGCUGCAGCCGCUACCCCCGGGGGUCAGGUGGCCGCGUGGCCCGGUGCGCGCCGCGAAAGUCCGCGAUCAGCGGACAGAGAGGUGCGUGCGCAACCCGGGGCGGGCUCCGGGAGGCCGGCCGCGCGUGGCCGGGGAGGCGAGGGCGGACGCAUCGCGGUUGAAGGGGCCUCAGGGCGCGGCGCAGGAAUCACUUCAUCAUGAGAAAUCUAAAGUUACUUCGGACCCUGGAGUUCGGGGAUAUUCAGGCUCCGGGGAAACCUCAGUGCCUCUCUCUCCGAACUGAACAGGGGACAGUGCUCAUUGGCUCAGAACAUGGCCUGAUAGAAGUAGACCCUGUCACGAGAGAAGUGAAAAAUGAAAUUUCUUUAGUGGCAGAAGGCUUUCUCCCAGAGGACGGAAGUGGCAGCAUUGUUGGUAUUCAGGACUUGCUGGAUCAGGAGUCUGUGUGUGUGGCCACAGCCCCCGGGGACGUUAUACUCUGCAAUCUCAGCACACACCAGCUGGAAUGUGUUGGGAGUGUAGCCAGUGGUAUCUCUGUCAUGAGUUGGAGUCCUGACCAAGAGCUGGUGCUUCUUGCUACAGGUCAACAGACCCUAAUUAUGAUGACAAAAGACUUUGAACCAAUCAUGGAACAGCAAAUCCACCAGGAUGAUUUUGGUGAAAGCAAGUUUAUCACUGUUGGAUGGGGCAGGAAGGAGACGCAGUUCCAUGGAUCAGAAGGCAGGCAAGCGGCCUUUCAGGUGCAAAUGCACGAAUCUGCUUUGCCCUGGGAUGACCAUAGACCACGAGUUACCUGGCGUGGUGAUGGACAGUUUUUUGCUGUGAGUGUUGUUUGCCCAGACACAGGAGCUCGGAAGGUCCGAGUGUGGAAUCGAGAGUUUGCUUUACAAUCAACCAGUGAACCGGUGGCAGGCCUGGGACCAGCUCUGGCUUGGAAGCCCUCAGGCAGUUUGAUUGCGUCUACACAAGAUAAACCAAAUCAGCAUGAUGUUGUGUUUUUUGAGAAAAAUGGACUUCUCCAUGGACAUUUUACACUUCCUUUCCUCAAAGAUCAGGUUAAGGUAAAUGAUCUGCUCUGGAAUGCAGAUUCUACUGUGCUUGCAGUUUGGCUGGAAGACCUUCAGAGGGAAGAAAAUGCCACUCUAAAAGCCUAUGUUCAGCUAUGGACUGUUGGAAACUAUCACUGGUAUCUCAAGCAAAGUCUGCCCUUCAGCACCUCUGGGAAGAGCAAGAUUGUGUCUCUGAUGUGGGACCCAGUGACCCCAUACCGGCUGCAUGUGCUCUGUCAGGGCUGGCAUUACCUCUGCUAUGACUGGCACUGGACGACUGACCGGAGCUUGGGAGAUAAUUCAAGUGACAUGGCAAAUGUGGCAGUCAUUGAUGGAAAUAGGGUAUUGGUAACUGUCUUCCGGCUGAGUAUAGUUCCACCACCCAUGUGCUCCUACCGACUGCUGCUCCCACACUCCGUGAAUCAAGUCGUGUUCUCUGUGCACCCAGAAAAGAGUAAUGACCUCGCUAUCCUAGAUGCCAGUAACCAGAUUUCUGUUUAUAAAUGUGGUGAUAGUCAAAGUGUGGACCCUACAGUGAAACUGGGAGCUGUGGGUGGAAAUGGAUUUAAAGUUUCCCUUAGAACACCUCAUCUAGAAAAGAGAUACAAAAUUCAAUUCGAGAAUAGUGAAGAGCAAGAAGUAAACCCACUAAAGCUCAGCCUUCUCACCUGGAUUCAAGAAGACGUUUUCCUAGCUGUAAGCUACAGUCAGUCCAGCCCACAGUUUGUCAUUCACCAUCUGACUGUGGCCCCUUCCGAGACAGAUGACGAACAAGGACAGCUCAACAUUAGUUCAUCAGUAGCAGUAGAGGGCGUCAUAAUCAAUCUGUGUUGCAAUUCCAAGACCAAGUCAGUAGCAUUGCAGCUGGCUGAUGGCCAGAUACUAAAGUACCUUUGGGAAUCACCCUCUCUGGCUGUUGAACCAUGGAAGAACCCUGGUGGAUUUCCUGUUCGACUUCCUUAUCCCUGCACACAGACUGAAUUGGCCAUGAUUGGAGGAGAGGAAUGUGUCCUUGGUCUGACUGACAGGUGUCGCUUUUUCAUCAAUGACACUGAGGUUGCUUCAAAUGUCACAUCAUUUGCAGUAUAUGAUGAGUUUUUAUUAUUGACGACCCAUUCGCAUACCUGCCGGUGUUUUUGCCUGAGAGAUACUUCAUUUAAAACAUUGCAGGCAGCUCUGAGCAGCAACCACGUGUCUAACGGGGAAUCUCUGCGGAAGGUGGAGAGGGGUUCACGCAUUGUCACUGUUGUGCCCCAGGACACAAAGCUUAUAUUACAGAUGCCAAGGGGAAAUUUAGAAGUUGUUCAUCAUCGAGCCCUGGUUUUAGCUCAGAUUCGGAAGUGGUUGGACAAACUUAUGUUUAAAGAAGCAUUCGAAUGCAUGAGAAAACUGAGAAUUAAUCUCAAUCUGAUUCAUGAUCAUAACCCUAAGGUGUUUCUUGAAAAUGUGGAAACCUUCAUAAGACAGGUAGAUUCUGUAAAUCACAUUAAUUUGUUCUUCACAGAAUUAAAGGAAGAAGAUGUCACAAAGACCAUGUAUCCUCCACCAGUUACCAGCACUGUCCAGCUGUCCAGGGAUCCUGAUGGGAAAAAAGUAGACCUUGUCUGCGACGCUAUGAGAGCAGCCAUGGAGAACAUAAAUCCUCACAAGUACUGCCUGUCAAUACUCACCUCUCACGUGAAGAAAACAACCCCAGAACUGGAAAUUGUGCUGCAGAAGGUACACGAGCUCCAAGGACUUGCUCCAUCUGUUCCUGAUGCUGUGACUGCUGAGGAGGCCCUGAAGCAUCUGCUGCUUCUGGUAGAUGUUAAUGAGUUAUAUGAUCAUUCGCUUGGGACCUAUGACUUUGAUUUAGUCCUCAUGGUAGCUGAGAAGUCACAGAAGGAUCCCAAAGAAUAUCUUCCCUUUCUUAAUACACUUAAGAAAAUGGAAACUAAUUAUCAGCGGUUCACCAUAGACAAAUACUUGAAACGGUAUGAAAAAGCCAUUGGCCACCUCAGCAAAUGUGGACCUGAGUACUUCCCAGAAUGCUUAAAUUUAAUAAAAGAUAAAAACUUGUAUAACGAAGCCCUGAAGUUAUAUCCAUCGGACUCGCAGCAGUACAAGGAUGUCAGCAUUGCUUAUGGUGAACACCUGAUGGAAGAGCACCUCUGUGAGCCAGCGGGCCUUGUGUUUGCCCGCUGUGGUGCCUACGAGAAAGCUCUCAGUGCCUUUCUGGCUUGUGGCAGCUGGCAACAAGCUCUCUGCAUGGCAGCCCAGCUUCACUUGACCAAAGACCAACUGGCUGGCCUCGGCAGAACUCUGGCGGGAAAGCUCGUUGAGCAGAGGAGGCACAGUGCCGCAGCCACGGUUUUGGAACAGUAUGCCCAGGAUUAUGAAGAAGCUGUGCUCUUACUGUUAGAAGGAGCUGCCUGGGAAGAAGCUCUGAGAGUGGUAUACAAAUACAACAGACUGGAUAUUAUAGAAACCAACGUAAAGCCUUCCAUUUUAGAAGCCCAGAAAAAUUAUAUGGCAUUUCUGGACUCUCAGACAGCCACAUUCAGUCGUCAUAAAAAACGUUUAUUGGUGGUUCGAGAGCUCAAGGAGCAAGCACAGCAGGUGAAUCUGGAUGAGGAUGAGCCCCAUGGUCAAGACUCAGAUCUGUUCUCUGAAACCAGCAGUGUCGUGAGUGGCAGUGACAUGAGUGGCAAAUAUUCCCAUAGUAACUCCAGGAUAUCAGCGCGAUCAUCUAAGAACCGCCGGAAAGCAGAGCGGAAGAAGCACAGCCUCAAAGAGGGGAGUCCCCUGGAGGACCUGGCCCUUAUGGAGGCGUUGAAGGAAGUGGCACAGGGCACUGAAAAAUUGAAAGAUGAAGUAUACCAUAUUUUAAAGGUGCUCUUUCUGUUUGAGUUUGAUGAACAAGGAAGGGAAUUACAGAAGGCCUUUGAAGAUACUCUGCAGCUAAUGGAAAGGUCACUUCCAGAAAUUUGGACUCUCACCCACGAGCAGAAUUCAGCUACACCUGUUCUAGGUCCUGAUUCUACUGCAAAUAGUAUCAUGGCCUCUUAUCAACAACAGAAGACUUCGGUUCCUCUUCUUGAUGCUGAGCUUUUCAUACCGCCAAAGAUCAACAAAAGAACCCAGUGGAAACUGAGUCUUCUAGAGUGACUCUGACCCCAGUUAGAGGGCUCUGGCAGACAAGACCAUUUUCCUUCCACUCCUCGCUCCACGGGCCCUGGCUGUUGAGAACUGGCAAGAGUGAGACGGAGAUCUACCUUAGCAUUAUGGAGAGCUGCUCUGUAUAGCAGACCUCAGCAGACGCCAAGCAAUUUUAUUUUAUUUUGCAUAUAAUUUUAAUCAUUAGCAAAACUUUAAGGUUUAACCAAUGUAACAUCAUUUCUUUAGUGCUGUUUGAGAGCAUAUUUCUGGUAUUUAUGGUAAUCAGGAGAUUAGGUUUCAGUCCCACUACAGGUCUGAUUUAUACUGGGACCUUAAGUCACAUAAUUAAUUUGUGCCUCAGUUAAGUGGGAAUAAUGUUUCACGGUUGCUACCUCAAAAGUGUAAAGAAAAGUAAAAUGUUCCUGAAUUGUUUUAUGUUCCUGGAAGAAAGCAUUAUAUGUAAACAACAUGGCUAUUAGUGCUACCAAAAUUUGGUCAAAUCAAAUCACUUAAAAGGCUUCUUCACCUUGAACUAAAGCAGAAUAAAAAGGUUUCCUAUGCUAAUGGCCACUAUUUUUAACAUUUUCCCAAGUCCUGUGCCUCCAGUUAUAACUGAGCUGAGCCUCCCAUCCCUAUAAUGUCCAUAGGGACUAUUUAUACUGCCUGUGAAUUUUCUGCUAGAGAGUUAGCCAUGUUAGAGCUAGAACAGAUUAGAAUUUCUGAAGCAGUAUCAUGCACAUUUGGUAUGGUAAGCACUGUGCAUCAUAUGGCAUGCAGAGUUAUAAUUUAUUCUUUUUUCUCCAAGUAUUGCUGCUUUUUUUUUUUCUUUUCUUUUUUUGAGGAAGAUUAGCCCUGAGCUAACAUCUGCCACAAAACCUCCUCUUUUGCUGAGGAAGACUGUC